GACACAAACUACAGCUGAUGAAACAACAGAGAGAGGAUCAACACAAAUUACAGUUGUAACCACACCAUCAACAAUGACAGAAUCAGUUACAUCACAAACAUCAACAACGGUAUCAUUAACUGCAGUGCCAACCACAGCUACAAAACAAAGUGCAGGAUCAACAACAAUUCACAGCACAACACCAACACAAAGUGGAUCAUUGACUACGUCAGCACAAACUACAUCAUCUGUGGCAACGGCAUUCACUACACAAACUGUAUCCACAACUGCAACUAUACAAUCUAUUCCACCCACAAUAGAAACAUCAAUAUCAACACAAACUACAACAUCCAUGGUUUCACCAUCACAAAGACCAACACAAAUCACAGUUGUAGCCACUCAAUCAACAACUCCAGGACAAGCUACAAUAUCUGCAACAGGGCAAUCAACACAAGAAAUCUCCAGUACUCAUGUUACUACACCAAAUAUUGCAGCGUCUCCACAAACUCCCAUGUCCACAACAACAGCAUCCACAGCAAUGUCAACUCCAUCCAUGACAACUACAACAGAGACAACUACAAUAGCAGUACUAUCAACACCAUCUGCAGAAACAGGAGUAACAACAACAAGCUCUGUAGUACCAACAACAAAUCAACAAAAUGAAGCAAUGUCUGUCACAACACCAUCACAAACAAUUUCAACACAAACUACAACAUCCAUGGUUUCACCAUCACAAAGACCAACACAAAUCACAGUUGGAACCACACAAUCAACAACUCCAGGACAAGCUACAACAUCUGCAACAAGGCAAUCAACACAAGAAAUCUCCAGUACUCAUGUUACUACACCAAAUAUUGCAGCGUCUCCACAAACUCCCAUGUCCACAACAACAGCAUCCACAGCAAUGUCAACUCCAUCCAUGACAACUACAACAGAGACAACUACAAUAUCAGUACAAUCAACACCAUCUACAGAAACAGGAGUAACAACAACAAACUCUGUAGUACCAACAACAGAUCAACAAAAUGAAGCAACAUCUGUCACAACACCAUCACAAUCCAUUUCAACACAAACUACAUCAUCUGUAACAACAGUACCACAAACUACAGCUGAUGAAACAACAGAGAGAGGAUCAACACAGAUUAUGGCUGUAACCACACCAUCAACAGUGACAGAAUCAGUUACAUCACAAACAUCAACAACGGUAUCAUUAACUGCAGUGCCAACCACAGCUACAAAACAAAGUGCAGGAUCAACAACAAUUCACAGCACAACACCAACACAAAGUGGAUCAUUGACUACGUCAGCACAAACUACAUCAUCUGUGGCAACGGCAUUCACUACACAAACUGUAUCCACAACUGCAACUAUACAAUCUAUUCCACCCACAAUAGAAACAUCAAUAUCAACACAAACUACAACAUCCAUGGUUUCACCAUCACAAAGACCAACACAAAUCACAGUUGUAGCCACUCAAUCAACAACUCCAGGACAAGCUACAAUAUCUGCAACAGGGCAAUCAACACAAGAAAUCUCCAGUACUCAUGUUACUACACCAAAUAUUGCAGCGUCUCCACAAACUCCCAUGUCCACAACAACAGCAUCCACAGCAAUGUCAACUCCAUCCAUGACAACUACAACAGAGACAACUACAAUAGCAGUACAAUCAACACCAUCUGCAGAAACAGGAGUAACAACAACAAACUCUGUAGUACCAACAACAGAUCAACAAAAUGAAGCAAUGUCUGUCACAACACCAUCACAAACAAUUUCAACACAAACUACAACAUCCAUGGUUUCACCAUCACAAAGACCAACACAAAUCACAGUUGUAACCACACAAUCAACAAUGAUAGAAUCAGUUACAUCACAAACAUCAACAACGGUAUCAUUAACUGCAGUGCCAACCACAGCUACAAAACAAAGUGCAGGAUCAACAACAAUUCACAGCACAACACCAACACAAAGUGGAUCAUUGACUACGUCAGCACAAACUACAUCAUCUGUGGCAACAACAUUCACUACACAAACUGUAUCUACACCUACGCCACCACAAUCUAAUCCACCCACAUUAGAAUCAUCAAUAUCACAUGCACCAUCCAUGGUUUCAUCACUACAAACACCAGGACAAAGUACAGUUGUAACUACACAAUCAGCCCCAAGUGCAGCAUCUCCAUCAGUAGAAUCUGCCACAUCAAAAACAUCAGCAGCAUUAAGAACACAACAACCCACAGCUUUAAAUGAAAAAGCUGGUUCAACGCCAAUUCACAGCACAAUACCAACACACAGUGACUCAGUGACGACACCAGUGCAAACCCUGCCACCUGUGGCAACAGGGUUCACAACACAAAGUAAAGGAUCUGUGGACGACAACACCAACACACUCUAUUCUGCCUGGAAUAACACAAAUUACAAUUCCAACAUCGUUAUCAGUAUCUCCAGAACAAAGUACAGCAUAUGAAACAACACAAUCAGUCAGUUCAUCACCACCUUCAUCAGAAUCAUUAACAACCCCCACAACUACAAAACAAACCGCUAGAUCAACAACAGUUUACAGCUCUACACCAAGAUACAGCAGAUCAGUAUCUGCAGAAACACAAGUG
Molecule: messenger RNA, 2582 nt
Organism: Lates calcarifer (barramundi perch)
Lineage: Eukaryota; Metazoa; Chordata; Actinopteri; Centropomidae
Product: mucin-5AC-like
Source: RefSeq, a predicted model, not a curated record